AUGGGGUUUUCUCCUUUUCUUCAGCUUGGAAUCAAGUACGGACCUCCUAUACUAUAUUUGAGCUUUACAAUGUGGCUGGCUACAAGAGACAGACUGCUCAAAUUUGGGAUAUCUUCAAAUGAAGUUUGUGCACUCUGUAAUGUCGCGAAGGAGUCUAGGGAUCAUCUAUUUUUCCAAUGCCAUUUUUCAGCAUUUAUCUGGAAGCUUUGUAAACUGAAACUGCAGCUGAAUGCUACUGAUGCUAAGGACCUGAAAACAGAAGCUCUGGAAAUCCAACAAAAGUUCAAGUUGAAAGAUAAAACUUAUAUAUUAGCUAGAUUGGCUUUGAAUACAACUGUUUGGCAUGUUUGGCAAGAAAGGAAUAGAAGGAUCUUCCAUGAUCAAAAGAUGCACAAGAUAAUGGUGUUUAGGAGAAUAUAUGAAGACAUCAAUAUUUUACUUAAAACAUGCAACUGGAAGGUUGGAAAUUCUGAUAUUCUAACAAAUUGGGGUUAUGAUAAAAUGUGA
This is a messenger RNA of Asparagus officinalis (garden asparagus), 507 nucleotides long. RefSeq lists its product as uncharacterized. The coding region runs from base 1 to 507 and encodes 168 amino acids. The record is from RefSeq and is a predicted model, not a curated record. The transcript is spliced from 2 exons. NCBI's taxonomy places the organism in Eukaryota, Viridiplantae, Streptophyta, Magnoliopsida, Asparagales, Asparagaceae.